GACGACUAUUUGAUAGCGAUAUACAAAUUUCUAUAUCCAUUUCAAUUUCUAGAUUUUAAUUUAUUGACUUUAUUUUAUCUAGAUAGGUAGUCAUAUAUGCAUUAUUAAUUUUGACGUUAUGGGAAGCGACAUCGAUAAAGGGAACUUUGGGGACAGCGCUCGCAACCGAUCAAAGUAUGAAUUGCACAAAAUAAAAUCAAACCACGUGUUCGAUGGAGCCGGUGAAAAUGUGCACUACCACAGCGAUACCGAGUCGCUAGGUUCCAGAAAGAGUAAAACACGAUACAUCAACCCAGCGAUUUGUAUUGAAACAGUCGAGUCUACCCACUCUGCAACUUCUCUGCAAACAGAUUCUUCUAUCAUCGAUGAUGUGACCCCACAUCCACACAGUUCUUACAGGAGUAAUUCAACCCCUUUUCUAACUGGGCGCGUAUCGAAUACGUCCUCUGGGAGUGUGAAGCGUAAGUCUUGCCGCCUUGGUAAUCAAGCAGUGUGUUGCGAUAAUGACGCGACGCCACGCGAAAGUCGAACGUAUCGCGAAGACGGUGCGGAUACUUUUCGUUUAUCUGUGGCUUCGGUUUCCACGACCACCACAGCUAAGGAAGAACGCGAGCGAAAUGAGAGGAAGCGCCAGGAAGCAUUUGAACAGUGGUUGGCGCGGAAAGAACAUGAGAAACGAGAAAAAGCACGGUUAGAGAAAAUGAAAAUGCAAGUAGCAGCUUCUACAACGGCCCAGCAACGGGAGGAAUCGUUUAAGAAGUGGUUGGAGCGGAAACGUAUGCAAACCGAGCGUCGCAAAGCAGAAGAGAUCAUGCGACAGUACCGCACCAACGAGCGACUCGAGCUGGAGAACAAGAAACGACAGAGGGACAAAGAAGAGAAGUUGGCAGAGUGGAUAAAGAAGAAAGAAGAGGAGAUGAAAUCAAUGAAAACUCGAGCUGAACGGAAAGCUGCGCGUGCGGCGAUAGAAGAAGAGCGUCGACGGGUACAAGGCGAACGAGCCUACCGCGAUUGGCUGCGAACAAGCAAGAAUAAACCACUGCCUGUACCUUUGAACCAAGGGGAACUUAGUAUGCGUGGUUCAGUGUCUCAAAUGUAUAUAAACCCCGUUCCAUGGCAGUCACCAACGUAGUGAAAACCAAGGACGAAUCUACGCGAACUUAUGACUGCAAAUUAAAACAAAAUUCCGGCAGCUAUCGCAAAAAUAAGUUCCAUUAUUUCGUUC
Molecule: messenger RNA, 1225 nt
Organism: Pararge aegeria (speckled wood butterfly)
Lineage: Eukaryota; Metazoa; Arthropoda; Insecta; Lepidoptera; Nymphalidae
Product: coiled-coil domain-containing protein 34-like
Exons: 4
Coding region: 119-1132 (337 amino acids)
Source: RefSeq, a predicted model, not a curated record